Molecule: messenger RNA, 686 nt
Organism: Cryptococcus deneoformans JEC21
Lineage: Eukaryota; Fungi; Basidiomycota; Tremellomycetes; Tremellales; Cryptococcaceae
Exons: 5
Coding region: 47-580 (177 amino acids)
Molecular function (GO): zinc ion binding
Source: RefSeq, a predicted model, not a curated record
AUCUACACCACUUUCCAUCUACACACCCACUCUGCCUCACGCCACAAUGGUCAAACUCCGUGUCCUCAUCUCCAUGGAACUCGACGGCGUCACAAACGUCCAGCCGGCCGAUGAUUAUUAUGAAUACUUUUUCACCGUCAUGUGCGGAUCAUGUCGAGAAGUCCACUCCAAGACUGUCAGCUUGAACCAAAAGGACGAGCACGAGAUUUCAGGAUCAAAAGGGACAGCCAGUUUCGUCUGGCGGUGUAGCAACUGCAAGAAAGAGCAUUCUGCCAAUUUCCUCCCCUCGGCUCCACCCCCUUCAAAAUCCAAAUCCACCGCCCCCAUCCCCUACACCUCCUCUUCCUCUGGACAAUUCUCCCCCUUCAUCGCGCUCGACUGUCGCGGUCUCGAAUUCACCGAAUUCCACUUUGCCGGUAAAUGGAAGGCCGAGGGGGAGGAGAGCGGGGCGGUGUUUGACAUUGAUUGGGAUCAGCUUCGAAAGGAGCAAGGAGGUGAGGAAAGGUGGGAUGACUAUGAUGAGCAGGGCGGGGUCCCGCUGGCGGUGAGUGAGCUGAAGAGCAAGAUUGAGAGAGUGUAGGGUAAAUGCGUGAGAGAGUGUAGGGUAAAUGCGUGAGAGUGUAGGGUAAAUGCGUGAGAGAGUGUAGGGUAAAUGCAUUUGAAAGACGUGGCAACAUUAAAUAUAA